Brassica rapa (field mustard) is the source of this 426-nucleotide messenger RNA. RefSeq lists its product as uncharacterized. The record is from RefSeq and is a predicted model, not a curated record. Lineage: Eukaryota; Viridiplantae; Streptophyta; Magnoliopsida; Brassicales; Brassicaceae.
AUGGGAGAUAAGAUGGUCACCUGGAACGCUGGGAUUGAUGGGACAUGUGUUCUAUGUAUGCAGCAGCUGGAAACGAGAAACCAUCUAUUUUUCGGCUGCGAUUACUCCUCAUCACUAUGGUACAAGCUGAUGAAUGUUUUUAUGGGUAAUGGUUACUCAGAAGAGUGGAUUGAUGUCGUGCUCUUCAUACAGAAACCAAACCUGGAUCGAACCAGGAGCUUCCUUGUUCGUUACGUUUUUCAAUCUACAAUCUACAUGAUUUGGCGUGAGAGAAACUGCCGCAGGCAUGAUGAGAGGCCGCGAUCUCCUGAAGUUCUCUUUGCCAUGAUUGACAGACUGGUCAAGAACAGAAUUAUUUCCAUUAGAGCACAAGACAUGAGACUUGAUUGUGCUUUCCAACUUUGGAUUGGAGCUGUACAAGCUUGA